UAUUUCUUUUAGUCCUACAGGAUCACAUGUUGAAUGGUGUAAACAGCUUAUAGCUGCUACAAUUUCUAGUCAGAUUUCAGGUUCAGUGACAUCAGAAAAUGUAUCCAGAGAUUACAAGGUUUUCAGGAGGCCUGAUAUAAGGAAUAUUCAUAAAGCAAGACAAAGAUUGGCUCUACGGGAUGGAAAUAAGCUGGCACAGAUGGAAGAAGCACCACUUUUUCCCGGAGAAUCAAUCAAGGCUAUUGUGAAGGAUGUCAUGUAUAUCUGCCCAUUUGUGGGAGCAGUGAGUGGAACCCUGACAGUGACUGACUUUAAGAUGUACUUCAAAAAUGUAGAGAGGGACCCGCAUUUCAUCCUUGAUGUCCCCCUGGGAGUGAUCAGCAGAGUUGAGAAGAUUGGAGCACAGAGCCAUGGGGACAACUCCUGUGGCAUCGAGAUCGUGUGCAAGGAUAUGAGGAACUUGCGACUUGCUUAUAAACAGGAAGAACAGAGUAAACUAGGGAUAUUUGAAAACCUCAGCAAACAUGCAUUUCCUCUUUCCAACGGGCAGACACUCUUUGCAUUCAGCUAUAAAGAAAAAUUUCCAGUUAACGGAUGGAAAGUUUAUGAUCCAGUAUCUGAAUAUAAGAGACAGGGCUUGCCAAACGAGAGCUGGAAAAUAUCCAAAGUCAAUAGUAAUUAUGAGCUCUGUGACACGUACCCUGCCAUCAUUGUCGUGCCAACUAGUGUAAAAGAUGAUGACCUUUCCAAAGUGGCAGCCUUCCGAGCCAAAGGUAGAGUCCCGGUGUUGUCAUGGAUUCAUCCAGAGAGUCAGGCGACGAUUACCCGCUGCAGCCAGCCACUUGUGGGUCCCAAUGAUAAACGCUGCAAGGAGGAUGAGAAGUACUUGCAAACUAUAAUGGAUGCAAAUGCGCAAGCUCACAAACUUAUCAUCUUUGAUGCCCGGCAAAACAGUGUCGCCGACACCAACAAGGCAAAGGGCGGGGGCUAUGAAAGUGAAAGUGCUUACCCGAAUGCAGAACUCGUGUUCUUGGAGAUCCACAACAUUCACGUGAUGAGAGAGUCGCUGCGGAAACUGAAAGAGAUCGUGUACCCGUCCAUUGACGAGGCGCGGUGGCUGUCCAACGUGGACGGGACGCACUGGCUGGAGUACAUAAGGAUGCUUCUUGCUGGGGCAGUGAGAAUUGCUGAUAAAAUAGAAUCCGGGAAAACGUCGGUGGUGGUGCACUGCAGUGACGGUUGGGACCGAACAGCCCAGCUGACGUCCCUGGCCAUGCUGAUGCUGGACAGUUAUUACCGCACCAUUAAAGGAUUCGAGGCUCUCAUAGAAAAGGAGUGGAUCAGCUUUGGACAUAGGUUUGCACUGCGAGUGGGCCAUGGCAAUGACAACCACGCAGAUGCUGACCGGUCCCCUAUAUUCCUGCAGUUUAUUGAUUGUGUUUGGCAAAUGACGAGACAGUUUCCUUCAGCAUUCGAGUUUAAUGAACUAUUCUUGAUUACAAUUUUGGAUCACCUUUAUAGCUGUCUAUUUGGGACUUUCUUGUGCAACUGUGAGCAGCAACGACUCAAAGAGGAUGUAUAUACGAAGACUAUAUCUUUGUGGUCUUACAUCAAUAGCCAGCUUGAUGAAUUUUCUAAUCCCUUCUUUGUGAAUUAUGAAAACCACGUCCUGUAUCCUGUUGCUAGUCUGAGUCACUUGGAAUUAUGGGUAAACUAUUAUGUGCGAUGGAAUCCACGAAUGAGGCCUCAGAUGCCCAUCCACCAGAACCUCAAGGAGCUGCUGGCUGUCCGGGCGGAGCUGCAGAAGAGGGUGGAGGACCUGCAGCGGGAGGUGGCCACACGUGCCUCGUCCUCAUCGGAGCGGGGCUCCUCGCCUUCGCACUCGGCCACGCCCGUGCACACCUCGGUCUGACGGCCGCGGGCCCUGGCCCAGGCGGGGACUGCAGCGGCUGGACCUGUGAUCCUGUCUUUUCCGAUUAGGCCCCGCGACCAUUUGUGUGCUAGGUGACAGCUCCCAUGGUCAGCAGUGCUGCUGUGUUGUAAACACCCCACUUCCCUCCCGUCAGCGCUUUCUCAGGGCAGCUGUCUGUCCCAUUGACCCUGUGACCCGACGGUCCACGGUCCCAGCGCUUGGGAGACACUCAGGUGAGCGGUACGCAGUGCUAAGGUUCAAGGUGGUACAUCCUUGUGAAAAACCCACCCCAUUCCCUUAAAGACCACGUUGCCAGCCACGUGGCUCCUUUCGGCUCUUAGCUAACUAAAAGUGUUUCAAAAUGCACUGGUGGGGAAGACAGACCGUCGCCAUCUUUCCUACAGUGCUCUUCACGCCAGGGGUCCUCCUGUACCAAUUACUGUUGUGUACAUAUAAGGUAUUUUUAAAGAAGAGAAACAUGCCUUUAUUUUCCUAUGUCCUUUUUUAUGUUCAGACUAGUCACCCAAGCUGGUAUCUGCUGCACUGGACUGAGUGAGGAAUUUUCAAACAGAGCUCACGCUGUUAUGUGGUACAUUUGAAGCACGAUUUGAAUCUAGUCAUUUAAGGCCACAUGUUCUGCCCUCACCUGUGUGCUGAGGCGGCACGGGUGUUCCUGGUAGUGCUGCAGUGUCCCCGGGGUUGGCACAGUGGAGGCUGGGCACAGCCUCCCCGGGGCCCCAUCACUCCUGAGCUGCCCAACCCUGCAGCCUGCCACUCCCCCCGCUGACAGCUGUAUGUAUCAAAGCCAGCCUGCUCUCUGCCUGUCUGAAAUACUAGUUCUCCUUUUAUCAAGAUCCCUUCAACUCAGAUUAUUCCUGUGACUGAAUGUUGGUAUUUUAAAGCAACUACUGCGCCGUGGCUUCAGAUGCCAAAAGCAGAGCCCUUGAUUCCCUCGGUUUUCUCAUCUCACAGCUCAGGCCUCUCCUCCCCGUGUUGCACCUUCACUCACCGACUUUGGGCCCUGGGACCAUCAGUCUGGGCAGGAAUUAAUUUACCAUCAACUGGCCCAUCCACUAGCGCUGGGGCUCUGAGCUGCUGCAGAAUCUCGCACAUUUGCUCCCGGCUCCAGCAGGCCCCGCCCUCCUCGGGCCACGCCAACUUCAGCCAGCCCCUGGGACCUCCACUGCAGCGGGAGUUAACCUUGCCUUUAGAGUGGGGGCAGGCAGAAGCUCAUGGAGCUCACAACUGCAUUGUAACACGUGGUUGGUUUCAAAUUACUGGAUGCUACCCAAAGUCCUACAUGUUGACCUUAUUUUUGAAAACAUUCUUAAAGGUUUUUUACACUCAAAUACUUAACAGAAUAGAUGUUUUUUCAACUUGGAACCUUCUGAUUCUUACAGAAAAUUAUCUGGUAUCUGUAAGGUAUCAAAUAUUUAUUCAAGGUAAUUUAAUAACCGAAAAUGAAUUCAUUUUUAUCAUCUGGGGGAUUUGUUUCUAAGGCGUGGUUUAAUUGAUGUUAGCUUUUGAUUUAGGCUUCCAACAUAGCCGAAACCUUGUUUAUCAAUGGAUAAACUGGAUUAGUCGUUGAUUACUGAGUUUUUAGAUGGGGACGGGUCUCACUUUCUCCCCAGGGAUAGCACAUAAUCUCCCAGCUGCACUGACUCCUAAACUUGCUGUGGCCUGAAGACUGCUUUUCACAGAACCAGAGAAGCAGACUCGGGCUUAUGCUUUCCAAGGUCAACUAGCCUGGGACUGGGCUGUCCUACCUCCCCUACCCCAUGUAUUGGGCCCUAGGAGGACCCCAAAACCCCCAUUCCAUUUGAGAGCAGCACAACAGAUCGCUUUCUGUUGUUCCUAGCAUAGAACUGUUUCUAAAGCAACUUAAAGUAUAGUUUUGUUACCUAAGCAGUUUUUUUGUUUUAUUUAAGUGCACUAGACUGUAAAACCUUUACAGGUCAGAUUGUUUAAGACUGGUACAGUACCGUAUUUGCCUCAUCUGAUGCACUGUGUUUCAAUCUGUAAUUAAAAUGUUUGCCCUGUGGUCUCAUUU
Messenger RNA from Vicugna pacos (alpaca), 3962 nucleotides. The record is from RefSeq and is a predicted model, not a curated record. NCBI's taxonomy places the organism in Eukaryota, Metazoa, Chordata, Mammalia, Artiodactyla, Camelidae.